This is a messenger RNA of Cladophialophora yegresii CBS 114405, 1599 nucleotides long. RefSeq lists its product as uncharacterized. Lineage: Eukaryota; Fungi; Ascomycota; Eurotiomycetes; Chaetothyriales; Herpotrichiellaceae. The record is from RefSeq and is a predicted model, not a curated record. Bases 1 to 1599 code for a protein of 532 amino acids. The transcript is spliced from 3 exons.
AUGCUCGUGCCACGCGUCAUCGCGGGCUCGGUCCUCGUCAAGGUAGCUUUGUGUGCCAUCCCCUUGUCUAUUUCACCUGUCCAAAAUGCCAGCAAGCCUCUUCUCGAGUCCUUCGUUUCGUACUCGAUCGAGUUCUCUUCGUUCCCAGACUUUGCGGGGAACUCCAGUCAGCCAAACACCUUCUCAUACAACCUCCUGACCAACCUGCGUGACCUUCAAGGGUCCUAUCCCAUCAUCCGAGUUGGUGGAAACACAGAAGACUAUGCGACUUUCAAUGAAUCCCAGACAGUCGCCCUUGUUGGCAGUUUCGAUUUCAGCCGAUCCAGAGAUUACCCGACAACGAUAUCCAUCGGUCCAGAGUAUUUCGACUCUUAUUCCACGUGGCCUGGGGUGACCUACAUCCAUGGCUUCAGCAUGGGCAAGAACGGUUCGGCAGGCUACGAUACGCUGGUCGGCACCGUGCCGUUGGUAUGCAAAGCUCUCGGCACCAGCAAAGUCGCCUAUUGGGAACUAGGCAACGAGCCCGAUCUGUUCAAGACCAGUUCACAGGGUCCCGUCCGACCCAGCUGGUGGAACGAGACCGACUAUGUCGAAGAGUGGCUCAACAAGACCCGCAUCAUCAGGCAACUAGUGCAGCAGAACUGCCCAGAUGUCAUUACCUCGGGCAAGUUCAAAUUCUACGCGCCCAACUUUGCGGGUACAAGCAACAGCUUGAACCUCAUCACCACAUGGAAUGCUGGCCUGAAUGCAGAUAACGACAUUGCAUUCAUUGACAGCCACAACUACAUCGGAGGAGCGACCCAGCCGGGCGUGACCCUCCAGGGUACGUUGAUGAACCACACGUCAACCGUGCUCUCAAUCAACAAGCACCUCAACGAAUCGAGGCUCCUCGCCUACACGGGCCUCCCGUACAUUCUAGGCGAGACCAACAGCCUCUACAACGAAGGAGCACCAGGCCUGUCAAACGCCUUUGGCGCCGCGCUCUGGGGCGUCGACUUUAACCUCUACUGCGCCGCCACGGGGAUUGCCCGCGUCCACAUGCACCAGGGCACAAACUACAGGUACCAGUCAUGGCAACCCAUCGACACGGUCAACGCGACAAGGGGCACCAAAGCACCCUACUACGGCAACAUCAUGGUCGCGGCCUUCCUCGGCAACCUGACGGCCGGCAACGUCAGCAUCGCCGACGUGGAACUAGGAAGCACCUACCAGAACGCCUACGCCGCGUACGUGGACGGCCGCUUGGAGAGAAUCGCCGUCAUCCAGCUCAACGCCUACAACUCCACCGUCAACGGCCGUGGGAUCGUUCCCGCCGCCACUACCAAGCCCCGACCAACCGAGACCUUCAGCUUCCAAUUGCCAGCCGGCCAGACAUCGGCGUUGAAGGGGUUGCAUGUGCAGCGCCUCCUCGCGAACGGGAGCGAUGCCAUCACAGGCAUCACCUUUGACGGGGUGUCGUAUAACCUUGAGCUGGAUGGGGGCAAGCCAGUGACCCUGAACAAUGUCACUCGCGGCGAGGUCCUGCGGGCCGCCCAGGAUGGGACCAUCUCCGUCACGCUGCCGUGGUCGAGUGCCGCCAUAUUAAACCUGCAGUGGUGA